Molecule: messenger RNA, 518 nt
Organism: Ruditapes philippinarum (Manila clam)
Lineage: Eukaryota; Metazoa; Mollusca; Bivalvia; Venerida; Veneridae
Exons: 2
Source: RefSeq, a predicted model, not a curated record
AUGAGCACUACGUUUAAACGCGAAAACGUUACACAGGAUGAUUUGUUACUUUCACAGACAUUAAGUGAAAUUGAGCGUAGUGGUGUUUUUAAUGACAUAGGCCUGCUGACAAGUAGUCAAAUGGAUACUUUAGAAAAUGAUGUACAACCAAACUAUUUCGGCAACUUUCAAUUGAUUGACUUUGACCAGGAUUUUAAGCAGGAAGAAAAACCUUUUAUUAAUGAAAAGAGAGAACGUUUUGUAGAAAGCGUAUCCGACUCUGAUCUUGACGCGCUGGUUCAAGGUCAAAGGUCAAAGAACACGGACCGUAACACGCAAUGGGCUUACAAUAUAUUUCAGGCAUUUGUCGUCGAGAUCAGGAAGAAGACUGACGAUUACUUUCCACCCGAGUCCCUAUACCAUUUAGUAUGUGGCCUUCUUAGAAAGCUGCGAGAUUGUGGAAUAUCUGGCAUGAACUUUUUGGACGAGAAAAAUCCUGAUUAUGCAAGGUUUAGGAGGGUACUUGAUGCACAGAUGAA